CGUUUUUCUCCAUGUCUGAUGAGAACGCAGUUGACAUAAUACAACCAGAAUCUGUAAAAACUUCUUCUCCUAUACUAGGAAAACUAAAAGUUCGCAUAUUUAGUUCCUUUCUCAAUGUCAAGGUCAAGAAAGCCUAUGUUGUGAUCACCUUGGGAGACCAACGACACCAGACAUCUAUAUCUGAAGCUCGCCAUGGUCAGUGGCAAGAAAGCUUUGACUUUAUAGUGAGUUUUCAUGCCCAAUUAUUUGGAACGAUACAAAUGGAUCUUUAUGAGAGCUUUGCUAUCUAUCCAGACAAGCAUAUCGGUCGUGCUGAGAUUCGCCUUAAUACCCUGGUGAACAUGCCUGAGACUUUUAGUAGUUAUUAUGAGAUAUGGGAUAAGAAAUUAUCAACAGGUGCUAGUUCAAGUAUCGGCAGGGAGAGAGCAGCUGUCAACAAUCGUGGUGCUUUGCAUGUAGAAAUCUCUUACAGUUAUUUGCGACCUUCUGACAUAAUAGAUCAAGGGAAAGACUUGGAAGAGAUCAUGCCUACGCCCAAAUCAAGCUUGACCAAUUUGUUGAUAGAAGAGCUAUCAGAAGCAGAAUUCAAACGACACUUACAAUUCCAACGUGAAAGAAGAAAGACAGGUGCUGAUAUCUCAUUCAAGCAAUAUGAAGAAUCAAAUUCUGAUCAAAGUGAUGCCUUUGAAGACGAUUCAGACGAUGAUUUUGAUUCAGUUGUCCGGCCACUUAAAAUGAACAAAAGCAGAUCAAUUUUACGUAAUAUUGAUGACGAUGAAGAGUUUGGUGAAAUGGUGGCUGCACCUCAACCAAACACUGUCAAACGCACCUCUUCCUGGUUCAGCUCUUCCAAGAAACAAGAGGAUAAAAAAGAUUGGACAGACACAAGCCAAGUGAUAAAAGCAAUUGGAAAACUACUUGCUAUCUUUGGGCAAGGAUUUGAAUUGACAAAUAUGCAAGUCUUGACAGGAUUUACUGUGCUGGACAAGUUUUAUACAGACAUGCCACGAAACCGGACUUGGGAUCUUGUUGAGAACUUGUCAGAAAUCGAUAUGGGAGCUCGUUUUUGGAAGUUCUCAAUUGCAUCUUAUGGCUGGAAAGGGUUGAAUUUUAUUGGGCAGGGAAAUGGGAUUUUUUCAGAUGCUAUGCGAGAACAUUCAGAUGCAAAAUCUAUUCUUGAAUACCUGAUUAUUCCAAAAGAAGACCUUUUAGCAUAUGAAUUUAGAUCUACUGAGGCUUUUCGUCCAAGCUAUUUUAUUGCAAGAGAUCGUUUUACGAAUUCCAUUGUGUUAUCUAUUCGUGGAACUAUGAGUGUGAUGGAUACAUUGACUGAUUUGGUGUGCGAAUACGAACCCUGGAAAGGAGGAUUUAUCCAUAGUGGGAUGAAAUUCUUUCGCCAUGUUGUGCCUCAACUUGUGGCUUACUCGAAUGAACAUUCGACUACUGGACUUGUGAUUGUGGGACACAGUUUAGGAGCUGCAACAGCUGCUAUUCUUACCAUUAUCUUGAUGGAUUGUCUAGAUGAAUUCCGUAAAGGAAAAGAAGAAUUCAGUCUAAAGUGUUAUUGCUAUGCUCCUGCGUGUGGUCUUAGUCUUGAUCUCGCUGAAAAAUACAAGGAUAUUAUACAGUCCUUUGUAUUUGCAGACGAUAUUGUCAGUAAAUUAAGCUAUGGAUCUGUGAUGGAUGUAAAGGAACUUAUUAUCGCAAGUACUGAAGCUGUGAGGAAUAUGGGAGUAAGUGAGAUUCUAUGGUCAAGUAAACUUGAAGGAGAGAAAUGGAAAGCUGCAUUUGAACAGAUUGAACAAGUACGAAAACGUUGUUUUGAUGCAAUGGAGAAUCCCAGACUUUAUGUUGCAGGACAAAUAUACCAAUUUUGGCUGGAUCCAACACCGAGUAAUGAUACUCGUAUUGUAGUGGAGAAAACAACAGCAAGUAAAGUAUGCGAUGAAGUUGUUGUGAGGAAGUCUAUCAUACUGGAUCAUUUACCGACCAACUUUGACGUUGCAUUCAAAAGAGCACGUGAAACACUCAUGAUGGAAGGUUGUGCUCAUAAAAAAGGAGAGUCCCUUAGUGGCGUUUUGGAUCCUGUUUCGUUAGACAAGAAGGAGGAAAUCCCUAACCACAUAUGGGACGCAGUGGCCAAGUUAGGUUUGAAAGGGACAACAGAUAGAACAGGAGGUGAAGGGAAAGCUGUUGGAGAAAACAGUUCUCGUUAAUAUAGAUAGACAUAAUUUAUGAAAGA
This is a messenger RNA of Gilbertella persicaria, 2242 nucleotides long. RefSeq lists its product as uncharacterized. Gene Ontology annotation, biological process: lipid metabolic process. Bases 12 to 2216 code for a protein of 734 amino acids. NCBI's taxonomy places the organism in Eukaryota, Fungi, Mucoromycota, Mucoromycetes, Mucorales, Choanephoraceae. The record is from RefSeq and is a predicted model, not a curated record. The transcript is spliced from 8 exons.